This is a messenger RNA of Arabidopsis lyrata subsp. lyrata, 1568 nucleotides long. RefSeq names its product UPF0725 protein At4g29550. The coding region runs from base 460 to 999 and encodes 179 amino acids. The record is from RefSeq and is a predicted model, not a curated record. The transcript is spliced from 7 exons. NCBI's taxonomy places the organism in Eukaryota, Viridiplantae, Streptophyta, Magnoliopsida, Brassicales, Brassicaceae.
CAGCCUACCCCAAAGCAACCAAGUUAUUGUCUGAGAUUGAGAUUUGAGAGACUUGAAGGGUUUGGCUACUUGCAGGGUAUGGCGGAAAAAGAAUCAAGUGAACUCGGGAUUACAAAAGCAUCUUCAGUGCAAGAGAGAAUCAAAAAUAAUCGAAAGCGAAAGCUUGAAACUUUCGAAAACCAGCAACGAAGAUGGGGCUCCUUGAGAAGUUGCGGAUUGGCCCUAGGGUUUGAUGUGGAUUGGUGAUCUUAUGAAGAAAUUCAGUCUACUUGGCAAUAUGAUUAUGAAAUCGCCCUUUUUGCUAGGAUUGGACUCCACUGCCACAAUUUUCAGAAGGGAACAAACUAUAAGUUUAAACGCUUGGAAAAGUGUGGUACUCACUCGACUAGAUACGAGGACUACUACAUAACUUUCGAGGCAACGGCUCCGACCAGCGGCUCGGUCUUCUCUUUUCAGACCAUGUUAAGCAAUGAUUAUCAGUAUCUUACUUGGGGUAUCGGUCUUACGUUGGCGAGCUUAGCCGCCAGAAUCAAAGCAACACAUGGUACCGAGAGUGUGGAUGAAGUUUGGGACAUGGCUGCAAUAGAUGAUUCCUACAAAGGUCCGAUGCCCAAAUGGUUUUCUGAUGAGGCCUUGGUCCGUGACGAUAAAAAGGUUUACGUGGUGCAAGAAUCAGAGCUGCAUGAGAAUGACUGGCUGCAACUGCUCAUGGAAGUCGCCUUCUACUCCAAAACAGAGAGUGGUGUAAGCGCUUGCAAACCCUUGGAGAUCAAGAAGGUUGUUGUACAAACUUUAGAAGAAUACACAACAGAGGCCCGUGAGAAGCUCAAGGCAGAUAAUGCAAUCUUCUACAUAAGUUACAAGUGUAUUGCUGAUCCUUCAACACCCUGGGCUGGUGAGCACGACGCUAUAAUAAGGAAAACCAUGGAUGGGAAACCAGGGCACAUGAGCCUUGAAGUUGCUGUCACUAAGGAACAAAUAGAAGACAGAGAGACAUGAGGUCCUCGAAUGUUUGUUUUUCUUUGAAUUGUGAAGCUAAAAAAAACUGUGAGACAAGUUCUGUUAGAUGAAUUUAUGCAGCCUCCGUAAAGUUUAAUUAUAUGCGUUUCAAACGCACUGAACGCUUCGAACUUUUGGCUAAUCCAAGAUGCACUGAAUCCAAGUGUGAGCAACUCUUUAGACUACCCGAAAGAUUAUAUUCACUCACUUAGUCAGCUUUUAAACAUUCUUUCUUUUGUUCACUCUCCAAGCUUUUUGCUUCUUAUUCCACCUUUGGAGGGCAAUCUUCUCCGACUUCCACUUUUGACUACGAAACCGUUCUCUCCCUUUUAGCCAAUCGGAAUAAUCCUUCCGGGGCUCACACUCUAUGAAAUCUGCCAACUUCUCCACGUCUCAAAUAGAGCAGUUUAUUGUCAGUAUUAUCAGCUUCAGUGUGUUCAGGAUAUUUUCUUGCAUGUUCAGUGUCAAUGAAGACUUAAUAAAACGUUCUUAAGAUGACAACCUGCAAGUAUUAUGUGUUAGUUGUAGCAGAAUAAUGAAACUGGAAGUUCUAAUGUGGUUUAAUAUUU